This is a messenger RNA of Drosophila elegans, 2539 nucleotides long. RefSeq names its product monocarboxylate transporter 14-like. Gene Ontology annotation, biological process: monocarboxylic acid transport; transmembrane transport. NCBI's taxonomy places the organism in Eukaryota, Metazoa, Arthropoda, Insecta, Diptera, Drosophilidae. The record is from RefSeq and is a predicted model, not a curated record. Gene Ontology annotation, molecular function: monocarboxylic acid transmembrane transporter activity; nucleic acid binding; zinc ion binding.
AUGGACAAGACACAAAUUGGUGAGUGGCUACAAGCCAACGAAAUCGAGUUCCCUGCAAGUGCAACUUUAAGGCAAUUGCGAAAGCUCGCUUUUGAUGCUGGAUACCAAGAAGUGGCUGAAAUCCCAGAAAGCAUAUUAGAGGAGGAGAACUCCAAAAUGGAAGUAUUAAGCCAAGGAGCCGCUACCGAAGGCAUCCAGACAUUGGAAGAAGAAGAAGCACUGCUUGACGCCGCCAUAAGGGUUGCUGAGAAGAAGAAAAUAUUGGCCGGAUUGAUGAAAAACGUCGACAAAACGACAGAUGACCUCCAAAUGGUGAAGCACCUCUUCGUCAUUGAUGGUUUUCGCGAUCGUUCAGCCAAUAUCGCUAUAUUGUACACAGCAACAACAAUCGCACAAUUGAAGGAAUUGGCUUGGAAGUAUGCCAAUCUAAGGAAGAAGUCACACAAUUUUCCUCAGCGCAUGGAAAAUACUGGAGGAGAUCGGAAAACAGUCCGGUGCUACAAUUGCUCUGCUUAUGGGUACUACGCUUCGUCGUGCACUGCACCGAUACGCGAGAAGGGAUCUUGUUUCCGUUGUGGAUCCCUCCAACAUAUGCUAAAGGAUUGUCAGCAGAAGCCAGCAAGUGAUCCGAGAGUGGUGGGAGCAGCCAACAACCAGCCGAUACGAGAUGACGAAGAGGAGCCUAAUAUAAUUGAAAUAAAUAAUAUAAACCUGCGUCAACAGUUUAUAGUAAGUUUACUCAACAAAAAAGAUGACAGAGAAUAUGACCUUGUUCCGCCUGAUGGCGGUUGGGGCUGGCUUGUGCUGUUAGGUUCGUGCUUGACAAACAUUCUUAUCCCUGGUACCAUUAAAAGUUUUGGAGUAUUAUUUUCGGAGUUUACCGAAGCUUUCAACUCUUCGCCCACAAAGGCCUCCUGGAUACCGGCGCUGUGCUAUUUUCUUUAUAGUUCGUUGGGUCCCGUUUCCAGCAUAUUGUCUGUGAAGUACUCGUAUCGUACAGUCACCCUUCUUGGUGGGGCCUCUGCUUCGUUGGGAAUGAUACUCUCCUUCUGGGCAUCAUCAAUUGAGUACUUGUAUGUCAGCUAUGGCGUUUUGGUAGGAAUUGGUGCUGGGCUCUCUUUUCCACCCACAGUCUACAUCGUAACGUCGUACUUUGCAAAGCUUCGCGGCUUGGCUAACGGCCUGUGCAUCUCUGGCAGCGCGUUGGGCAACAUUAUUUUACCGCCCCUCCUACGAUGGCUACUUGAGACCUACGGCUAUUACGGCUCCUGUCUUAUCAUGGGCGGCAUUACCCUUUUAUUUGUAGCUGCUCUUUUCUAUGAGCCUGUUGAGCAGCACAUGGUACGAGUGCGACGUACACGGCAGGCUUUAGAGGACAUUCCCGAAGAGGAAGACAUUGGCAUUGUGAUGAAGUUCGAAAAUGUAGACGUGUCUACAACAAAUAUCGAGCAAGCGGAUAAGCAGUUGUUACCUUACAACUCCCCUCCAUCGCCACUGUAUCUACCCGAUGAUGAAAAGCUACAGUUUGUACGGAGUGCUUCCGCACUGUCGAAUUCGACGAAUGCCAUCAGUUACACUAACUUUAUUAUUUUGCUUCCCAGUUUUGGAGAAGCCAGGGGCUUUAACAAAUCAUUAUCUGCGUAUCUGCUUUCAAUUGUCUCUGCCACUGAUCUAAUUGGACGUAUUGGAGGAUCAGCACUUUCGGACAUGGGAUACAUACCUAAGACCUGGUACUUCGUUGGCGGCUUGUCAAUAUCAGGUCUUUCCCUUGCGCUUCUACCCUUUGCAUGGUCUUACAGUUCGGUAUGCUUCUGGUGCGCAGUUUUUGGCCUCGCUUCUGGAAUCUACGUGGGAAUUACUGCCGUUAUCAUGGCAGACAUGCUAGGAACAGAACGAUUAACGUCAUCCUAUGGCAUAAGUCUGUUCGUUAAUGGCUUGCUUCAGUUGGUUGGGCCUCCCUGGUUCGAGGCGGUCAAUGAUUAUAAUCCUCUCUUCCACGCUCUUGGCUUAACGCCUUUGGCCGGAGCCAGUCUUUGGAGCUUUAUGCCUUGGAUUAAUCGACGCAAAGCCAAAACGGAGGAGAAAUUAGAAGCACAAAGCCACUAAUCGGCGAAAAACUAUCGUAUCACACGACGUACAAUAACAAUUAGAUUUUAGGCUAUAAAAUGCGUACAAACACAGUUAGAUAAGUGUGCAUACGGUAAACGGCCAAAACUAUGGCAGCGCAAUACAAUUUUAGAAACUGUCCAAAGCCACUAAUCGGCGAAAAACUAUCGUAUCACACGACGUACAAUAACAAUUACAUUUUAGGCUAUAAAAUGCGUACAAACACAGUUAGAUAAGUGUGCAUACGGUAAACGGCCAAAACUAUGGCAGCGCAAUACAAUUUUAGAAACUGUUAAUUUGUUUCUUUCAUCUGCUUUUUUUGUUACUGUUUAAUCGUAACUAUUACAUUGUAUAGUACUACAAUUAAUGUUUACCAGUACUAGAAUAGCCUAAGUCGCAUACAUUAAAAUGAAUGAGAGUUAAUUAAAAGUAA